CCCACCCAGGCCAGCGCCUCCAACGGGGUGGGUCGGUUCUCCGGAUUCGCCGACUCCGCUGCUGCCUUUCUUCAGGAGGUCCUACGGCAUCGAAAUUCGCCAUCACUACUCGAGCAAACUGGUGAUGUGCGAGCGGUUCUGUCAGCUCCUUUUGACCUGAGAAGGUCCACGUCUCGUGUCUGCGGUAGCCGCCUCACGACACCAGGGUGGAGGUUAUGGUGGUGGUGUAAGCAAUCCACACGCAUUUACGAGAUCUGGGUGGACGAGUGUGCGUGUACUGUCGUCCAUUCUCCCCUUCUCUCCCCUCGUCGGCUCGAUGCCCAUUGUAUACCCCGUUAG
Molecule: messenger RNA, 339 nt
Organism: Mesocestoides corti
Lineage: Eukaryota; Metazoa; Platyhelminthes; Cestoda; Cyclophyllidea; Mesocestoididae
Source: the annotation of a GenBank genome assembly